GACGUCACUUCCUGGCGUCUCAGUAAACACUUCCCCAGCAGCAGCUUCAGAGUUAGCAAACAUGAUCUGUCUGUUUGUCCACCGUGAGGAGCUUCAACCAAGCCUGUAAAAGUCAUUCCUGCUCUUUAUAACUAUAGCUGUCAGAUGAAGUCAUUCAGUCUUUUUCACUAGACCGCAUCCAGUUGCUGUCAUAAAAUUAGUCUUGACUUUUGGAGCUACAUUAGCUCCGCUAGCUUACCUGCUGAUGUAUUAGGAGUCCGUGUUACCAAUAGUUUUUUUUCUUGCUUUUAUUUAACAUGGUGCAUUCAUUGGUGAGCCUUUGUGCCAGGGAAGUGGUCAGUGACCACAGCUCGUCACCCACCUGGCUCCGCUGGGUUCCCAGGGAGCUUUACGGGGCGCUGCUGGAGGCCGCCUUCGCCUGCUACAGACCGCUGGCGGUGGGCGAGCUGGUGCAGCGGUGGCCUGAGCGGACCCUCCGCCUCGGAGGACGGAGGAAAACUGGGCAGAUUGCGCCUAGUCGUCUCUGCAUCCAGGCUCUGUUACUGGCGGUAGUCAGAGGACUGGCGGACCAAAGGUCAGCCCUGCAAUUACUGGACAUCUGUGGUCUGCAGGGAGAUGAGGGAGGAAUGGGGGACCCAAUGGGAGGCUGGUCUCUGACUGUGGCACUUUGCACUAUGGUCAUUCAGGCCAAAGCUGGAGCACAGAGGGCUCAGAGGAAAGAAGGAGAACGAGAGAGGAAACGAUUCUCAGCACUCGAGAGGGACCGAGAUUUAAAAAGAGAAAGAGGGGAAAGGAUGGGAGUGAAGGGAUUACAGGAUGAUGAGACGUGCAGAGAGAAGACAGCAUCCAAGGGACCUAUCAGUGAAAAAGAGCUUAUUAAAGGAGUUAGAAGAAGGAUGGAGAUGGAAAGAAAAAGGGGGAUUGUAGUGACAGGGUUCAAAGGCAGUAAACUUGAAACGGAAGAAAAAGAGGCAGAUUGUGAAGUGUUGGUGCAUGUUAGAGCGGAUCUUUUCGUGAACGCCCGAUCUUGGGAGCGUGUUCGUGUGGCUCUGAGCACAUCAGGACCCCUGAAGCUUCAGUGCAGACACCUGCGGGUGGAAGAGAUUUCAGUCACGUGUAUCAGGACUCUGCUAAACCAGCUGCCUCACAGGACACUCUUGGGCAUCGACAUUCGUUACAGCAGCCUUGGGGUGGCUGGCUUGGCUGAACUGCUGCCUCUUCUCUCCACCUUCCCUGAACUAAACUCUCUGCGGCUGCAUUACUGUAACCUCGACAUUCGCAGAAACAAUCUUGGUCAGGAGGAGGUCCUGAGGGACCUGUCACGGGGCCUGGCAAACCUGCAAGAACUACGGCAGCUCAGCCUCACUGCUCUGCGGCUGCCUGGCCAGCUGCGUGUAUUGCUCAGCUCAUUGCCACAGCCCUUAGAGGUCCUGGAGCUGCCCUAUUUAAGCCUAAGUCCAGCCGACCUCGCCUAUCUGUCCUGCAGCCAUCAUGUCUCCUCUCUGCUGCAGCUGGAUCUAAGCGAGAACUGUCUGGAUGAAACCACCGUACCCUCGAUCCGGCGCCUCCUCUCCCAGGCUUCCAGCAGCCUGCAGCACCUCUCUCUGAGUGGCUGUGGCCUGACUGAUGCCCUUCUGGGCCUGUUGCUGCCCUCACUGGGAGGCUGCUGGGCCCUUAAGAGUUUGGCUUUAGCCCUGAACCCCCUGUCUAUGGCGGGCCUCGUUGACCUGGUGCAGAUGGCAGCCAGAAUGCCCUGUCUGCGACAGUUACUAUACCCAAAUCCUCUGGAGGACUACCAGCCCGGGUUGCCUAAUCUGCCUUCUAGCACUCAACUGUUGGAGUGGCCUCUGGAUGAAUCCUCAGACAUUAGCAUGACCAGCAACCAGCUCAGCAAGGUGCUGAUGGACAGCGGACGCUCUGACCUUUUCUUGACCUGUGACCUGCUUAAUUAUGAUAAAGACUUGGUAGACUAGAGAAGAGACAAGAACAUUCUUUUUAUUUUUACCAAACCAGCGGCAAAAUCUAUAUAUUUGACAAUCAUUUAAUCCUCAUGAAAAAGCACUUUGUAAUCUUUCAUGUAUUUUUUCCUUUCUCAGCCUGUUUGAUAAAACAAUCCUGAUUAACCUGA
Molecule: messenger RNA, 2128 nt
Organism: Girardinichthys multiradiatus
Lineage: Eukaryota; Metazoa; Chordata; Actinopteri; Cyprinodontiformes; Goodeidae
Product: leucine-rich repeat-containing protein 14
Exons: 3
Coding region: 297-1973 (558 amino acids)
Cellular component (GO): cytoplasm
Source: RefSeq, a predicted model, not a curated record